CCCCAAAACCUUGUGCUUCCCAGUCCCCCCUCUUCCUCGAACUCCGGCUCCUCCGUUCCCACUUCCACCGGCGUCCAUUGAUGAUCUCCCGCAGACGGCGGACCUCUUCUUCUACUGCAUCGUCGGUCUGGUCCGGAACUUUCCCCGACUUCACAGCUCGCAGAGAUUGACGUGAGAAAUUGAAAGGACAAAUUCUGAAUUCGGCUGCAAGGGGUGGGGAAAAUAGCUCCAGAAGAGAUAACUUUUCGCGAUUGAUUGCUUGGUGAGCGAUGGAGCAAGGAGAGGCGGUUUCGGAUUUUGCGCCGAAGAAAUUAGCGCGGCAGCUUGAUUUCACGGCUGUUUGUAGAGCGGCGACGGAGCAUCACUCUCAGCCGGUAGCUCAACAGCCGUCGCAGUCGGAUUCGACGCUGCAGCUGCAUUUGCAGUUACAAACGCCACAGCCGCAGUCACGAGAGCUGGCUGGAGCGGGAUUGGAAUUACAUUUGCAUCUGCAGCCGCCGCCGCCGCCGCCGCCAAAGCAGUUACUGCAAUCACGGCCGCCACCACAGCCUCAGGUAAUGCCGCAGUUUCAAGCGAGGUUUCAGCAAGUACCGGCUGCGGUGUACCGGAUCCCUCAUCCUGUUCAUAAACUGCCACUGCCUGCGCUGCCGGUCAAGAAGCAAGAAUCUCCUAGACCACGUCCAAGGGUUGACACUGAGGCAAAAGAUGUCAAUGUUACUCCUAACAAGCCUAAGCAGUGCAAUUGCAAGAAUUCUCGGUGCUUGAAGCUGUAUUGUGAGUGCUUUGCUGCUGGGCUAUAUUGCAAGGACUGCAACUGUGUAAAUUGUUAUAAUAAUUUGGAACAUGAGGGUGCUAGGCAAGAAGCUGUUGGGCUAACCUUGGAGCGCAAUCCAAAUGCUUUUAGACCGAAGAUUGCUAGCAGCCCUCAAGGGUCUAAGGCUAGUGUAAAAAACUGCAAGUGUAUGGACUGCAAAAAUUUCGAAGGAAGCGAAGAAAGAAUGGCUAUCUUUUGUGGGAAUUCUAGUCCCAACAUUUAUGCUCAUCAAGCAGCAAAUGCUGCCAUCAACGGAGCCAUUGGUUCUUCAGGCUAUGGGACUGCAGUUUCAUCCAAGAAAAGAAAGAGUGAUGAUAUGCAUGGUAUUGGCACCAAAGAUUCAAGUCUGAAUUUCAGUUUAAAGUUCCAGCAGGAAAAAUACCUGAAUAGUUCUUCUCCAUUGCCUGACGGGAGAUUGCAUACUUCUGGUCCUGCUCGGUUGGGAUCUUCAAAAUUGACAUACAGGUCCCCAUUGGCAGGCAUAAUCCAACCGCACCAUGUCAAGGAGUUGUGCUCGCUCUUGGUAGUACUUUCAAGAGAAGCUGGAAAGGAAAUAUCAGGUAGGGAAGGCAAAACGGAUGGAUUACACGAAGCAAUAAGGAGUGACAAGCCUUCUGCUUCACCCGCUCAGGAGAGGCAAGAAAGGGAUUGCUUCAAGCAGACUGCAACAGAAAGAGAGAAAACCACUGAUUAUCAGGCAGGCAUGGAAAAUGGAAGACUGUCCUCUCUUGAUUUCGAUCCAGCCACUUGUGAAGUGAAACCCACCCAGCUGGAACAACCACCAUCCACCACUAGCACUCCUGAUUACUCCGAGGUCUAUGCCGAGCAGGAAAGGCUCGUCUUGACCAGUUUUCGAGACUUCCUAACCAGACUCAUCAGUUGUGGAAGCAUAAAAGAACAAAUGUGCUCUCCACCAGCCAAAGGUAAAGUGGGGAACCAACAACAACAUGAAGUAAAUGGUACAGGAAUUCACUGCAGUCCUUUGUAUACUAAUGGCAUCAUCAAGCAUCCAGUUUCGAGGGCUUCUCCAUCGAAUGACAAUCGACAACAAGCGAUCUCUCCUGCACCAUCUCCUAUCAACGGUAGGGCACAAACUCCCAAUGACAAGAACUGA
Molecule: messenger RNA, 1928 nt
Organism: Linum tenue
Lineage: Eukaryota; Viridiplantae; Streptophyta; Magnoliopsida; Malpighiales; Linaceae
Source: the annotation of a GenBank genome assembly